CGUGUCGACAUGUUAAAUGAGAGACAUACACAGACACACACCCGGAAGGAAGUGAUGCAAUCGUCUUAAUUGCGAAUGCUUAUAUACCGAGGUUCUAGAGCAUAUCCACACAUUCAGCUUCAUCCACUCCUCACCACCGUUUGCUCGGAGCAGACACUGGCCUCACUGUUCAUCACUGAACACAGUGGACAACAAACUUUGGAAUUCAACAGAACAAAAAGCUCAAGUCCAGAACGAUGAAGGUGACCAUCAUAACGUUGUGUUUGAUUGGAGCAAUUGUUGCCAAUCCAAUUUCUUAUAAUUUCCUUUUGGAGUCAAGUGACCUUAACUCAAACUCGACUGAAAGUUUGUCUGUUUCAACAUCAUCUGAAAAUAACUCCACAGAGAGUCAGAGCUCACAGGACUCUUCUUCAAAUCAAAGUUCUGAGUCCGAAUCGUUAGAAUCAUCUGAGGACAAGACUUCUGAGGAGAGUGACAGUCAGUCAGAUGAGAGCGAUGGGAGUGACUCUGCAGAUGAAACCAAAGAUGACAGCAUGGGCAGUGAGGAGAACGUUCGAAAGCAGAGCUGGCUGCAUGCCUUUGUCAGUGUCACUGAUGACCUGAGUGCUGAGAACAGCAGCAGCACAGAGGUCACCGGUCAAACGGAACAACCCAACAACAAGCUGACUGAGGUGGAGCCCACCCGCACCUCCCCUAAAAUGGCUCUGAAACAGAGGAAGACCCUGCCACUGGUGGAGAAAUCCACCGACACCAGUGAUUCCACCAGCGAGAGCGCAGACACCAGUGAAGUGACCGCUGCUACCGCUGCCCCCGACGAAAGCAGCGAGAGCAACAGUAGUGAGAGUCACGAGAGCAGCGAGAGUGAGGACUCCAGCAAAAGUGAGGAGAACAGUAACGCCAGCGACAGCGGUGAAGUGCAGCAAAUGAAAACCAAUGGCUGUGUGAACGGGACCCAGAGCUGUGAGAGUGAAGAAUACUUCUUCCAGGACAUUGGGGAUGACGCCCAUCAUCCCUUAGACAACCUGUUGGUGCCAGAUGAUGAUGAGAGGGAGUUAAGUCUGAGGAGAUGAUUAUAUGCUCUUUAAUAAGAUUUACUUUUUUUCCACUAUGAACUAAAACAUCAUUUUUGACUGUCUGAAGACCUCAUAACAAAGGCACGUUUGCUCUUGUCUGACAGUUCUGGGCAAAAAUAUAGCGUUAUGAAUAUAGUGUGGUUGUCAUUGUGACAAUUAUGUAGUCUAGUAUUUACUUUGUUUUGACAACAAUAAAUGGGUAAUAUAAUAAGGAUAUGGGUUACUUGUAAUCAUUUAUUAGAACUAGAUGAUGGUGACUUACAGGGAGAGAGAAUAUAAACACUAGCCUACUUGUACUUUACUUGAAUUUCUUUUUCUUUUUAUGCAUCCAUGUACUUCGGCACAAGUACAUUCUGGACAGAGCCCUCUACCUUAACAUGUAAUCAAAACAUUGUUAAACUGUACGCUUCACUUUUUUUUUUUUUUUUUUUUUAAAGGUGAUUAGGUGUUUUAAAAAAUAUAUGAUGGAGACACGUGUCACAAAAUGUGUUCCGCGCCCCCCUCUGGUGGACGGUUAUAUAGCAACAACAAAAAACCUUUAGAUCGGCCAUCAAUUUGCCUUAUGUUUAUAAUUACAUCUCAAAAUUUGUUCUUAGGAGACAUUGUGGAAGUAUGCUUAAAAUUACAUCAUGUCGCACUGUUAUGAGUUUUUUAGUUAGAUCAAAUUUGUGUAAAUACAACACGGUUGUAUAUCUUUAUAGUGGCAAAUCAAUAAACUAUUUUUAUUUCAAUUAUUUCGUCCGCUUUACUGGUACAGUACUUUAUUCUAUUUGUUUGGUUUUCUUUUUAUUAUGGGCGUAUUGCUGUAUUUUAGUGUAGAUGAAUUAAAAGAUUGAUUCCAGUGCCACAAUUUUUAAUGAUUGUGUCGAU
Messenger RNA from Cynoglossus semilaevis (tongue sole), 1943 nucleotides. RefSeq names its product secretory calcium-binding phosphoprotein 1 (gene scpp1). Bases 237 to 1070 code for a protein of 277 amino acids. Lineage: Eukaryota; Metazoa; Chordata; Actinopteri; Pleuronectiformes; Cynoglossidae. The transcript is spliced from 9 exons. The record is from RefSeq and is a predicted model, not a curated record.